Molecule: messenger RNA, 2385 nt
Organism: Penicillium cataractarum
Lineage: Eukaryota; Fungi; Ascomycota; Eurotiomycetes; Eurotiales; Aspergillaceae
Gene: hrdA
Product: E3 ubiquitin-protein ligase HRD1
Exons: 3
Coding region: 1-2385 (794 amino acids)
Cellular component (GO): cytoplasm
Molecular function (GO): zinc ion binding
Source: RefSeq, a predicted model, not a curated record
AUGAGACUGGCCGCGUACGCUGGGGCCUCCCUGGCCUUGGCCACCGGUGUGUUCUUGAAAGCGCUACACCAGAGAGCAAACUUCUACUCAGCUUGUGUAUAUCUAUCGCAAAGUAGUGCGAAUCUUAUGAUCCUAACGAACUUAUGCCUCCUUGCGACCGGUUUCAUCCUCUUCUGGCUACAACGACUCCUUUACGGACCCCUUCGGCCUAUCGAGACUGAACAACUUUACGAGCGGGCAUGGUUUGCGGUCACGGAAACAUGUCUCGCCAUGACCAUAUUCCGAGGCGAGCUCGGGGGCUGGUUUCUGGUCAUGUUCGUUUUACUUCUAGUCGGGAAAGUCUGGGGAUGGAUUGGUGAAGGACGAGUGGAGUAUCUGGAACAACAACCCCCGGCAAAUCCACGCCUCUUCCAUAUCCGAUUGGCACUAUCGCUAGUGUUGUCGGUCCUCUUCAAUGCCUCGAUGCUACGAUACUGUGUCAACGUCGUCAUUGAAGAGGCGCGAGCAGAUAUGAUGAUCAUGUUUGGAUUUGAGUUCGCAAUCUUGACCAUCCUAUCAACUUCGACAACCCUUCGAUACAGCAUCGCCUUGACGGAGAUCUAUAUCACCCACCAGCAGGUCAAGGCGAAGAUGGAGGAACGCCGAGCUGAGAUUCGAGUCGCUCGUAUCGAAGCCAUUCGGGAACACGCACGUGCCGGGGCAAGCUCCCCUCCAACCGAUCUUCCCGAUGAGAACGACGUCAACGAGUUGGAGAUCGACGUUCCUGGAUGGGAGGAGAAGGGUCGAUGGGUGUUCUACCUUGACCUACUCACAGACUUCCUGAAGCUCGUCGUGUACUUGGUUUUCUUUGCCAUUCUCCUCCGUUUCUUCGGUUUGCCGAUUCACAUCCUACGCGAUGUCGUCGUUACGAUGCGAUCUUUUGGCCGUCGUAUCAUGGACUUCCUCCGGUAUCGGAACGCGACCAGAGACAUGAAUGACCGAUAUCCCGACGCUACUGCCGAGGAGGUUGCACGCGAAGAUGUCUGUAUCAUCUGUCGAGAGGAAAUGACUUCCACCCAGCCUCCUGUAGUUGCUGAAGGAGAGGCUGCUCCGCAGCCAGCCGCAGCCGCACCACGUGUGCCCGACCGUCUGCGUCCGAAGAAGCUCCCGUGUGGUCAUAUCCUCCACUUCGCUUGCCUUCGCAGCUGGCUCGAGAGACAACAGAACUGUCCCACUUGUCGACGCCCAGUCGUUGCGCCGCAGCGCCUUCAAGGAGCCGCUGCCGAUGCCAACAAUCUGCCCGGAAAUGUCGGAGGAGCCGCUCAACCGAACGGCGUGGGUGGAAAUCAAAUGCCUGGUCAGCCGGGUGCCCAAGGAGAGCUACCCCGAGCUCGAGUAUAUCAAUUCGGUCCAUUCCGUAUUGGCUUUGGCGCCGUUCGUGGCGACCUAUUCCACAACCUUCAUCAGCAAAUUCAUCAAGGCAAUGCUCCAUUGCAGCCUCCCGCAAAUGCCAAUCCACCUGGCGCGCGACAAAUCGGCUUCGGACUUGGUUUCGGUCGCCGUCCACAAGCUCCAACUACCGUCCAACAUGCGCCGAACACAGGAGGCUCCAGCUCCGCAGAUAUUCACGCCCAAUUACAGCAAAUUGAGCAGCAAAUCGCGCAAGAGAUCAGCUCUCUGCGUGCUGCAGCAGAGCAGUUGCGCCGUGUGACCCAACUCCAGAUGGAGCUAGAUCGGCUUCGUCUGCAUGCCAACCCUCAAGCUCAGACACUCACCUCUCCGACGCCGACGACAACUCUGCCAACCGGCACGUCAACCAUUACAUCGCGUCGCCAAUUUGUCUCUAACCCGGGGGCCACACCCUUGGCUGCUGGAGACUCUCGUCUUCCAGAAGGACUUACUCUUCCACCUGGUUGGACUCUUCUUCCCCUUCAUUCUACGGAGCUAGGUAGUGGGAACCUGGCACAGGACAGUAACCCAACACCCACCACCUCUGUGCCACUGCAAUCUACUUCAUUAAAUGCAUUGGAGAGUCAAGAUAUUGAAGCUCCGGCUUCAGAGACCGUCCCAGCCGCCACUGCCGCGGACAGGUACAAUGAGGAAACCGAGAUCAGUGCCCCAAGUACCGGAACGGCCGACACAGGAAACGCAAUCCCAAACUGGUCCGUGCCUAGCGCGUCCUCAUCAGCCGAGCACAGGGCAGACUCCCCAUCCCAAGAGUGGACAGAUGUGCAAUCCGAGCAAGUUCCAGAGGCUGGUCCCUCCGUGAUCCCUCCCGCCUGGGGCAGCACCGGCCAAACGAGCAAAGCAGAUACUGAUAUCGACUCCUCAUACGCCGAAUCCACAUCCAAGGGCAAGAGUCGAGCAGCCACUGUGGAAGAGGCAGCCGAUGAAGAGACGCCUUGA